AUGUAUGAGAAGUUCUACGAAACAUUAAAUACCGCCGCGCGGGAGGAAUCUAAGCAAUCGAAAACAAGAAAGUAUCUUUGCAAGAAGGGCAAAUCAGCUGAUCCAAACUAUCAGCGGCUGGCCAACUUCUCCGGAUGGCGUCAGAUCUCUGCUUUGCGCAAAAUACACCAUCUAGCUGUGUGGCUACGAACUUCAUCAAUUCACUGUGAUCAAUGGGAUAUGAAAGUAGGCCUGCGCCUUGGCAUUGACAACGAUACUAGGUGGAAUUCUUGGUAUAAGCUGUUAUCUAAUGCGCUACGGAAGAAGGCCGAAAUACGGCAGUUCUUUCUCGAUUUUGAAAGAGAGUUUGGAGACAAUAUACUGACUAUAUCUGAUUGGGAAUUUAUCGAGAAAACACACAAAUUUCUCCAGCCAUUUGCGGCUGCAACUUUGCUAGGAGAAGGUGCAGGAUCAAAUCUCUCCCAUACUUUGAUGAUCAUGGAUGCUUUACUCCACCACUACGAAAAGGCGAAGGCAGAAGAUACGUAUGAUCCGCAUCUUCUUCACUGUAUUCAUAUGGGCUGGUUUGUUCUCGACAAGUACUACUCUUUAACCGAUAACACUCCUGUAUAUGCCGCUGCUCUCCUUCUUGAUCCUUCAAAACGACUCAGGUACAUUCAACAUAACUGGGAUAUGGCCUGGAUCAAUAACGCUGUUGAAAACACGCGCGUAUUCUGGGAAAAGAACUAUAAAGAGGCCGGACCUGUAGGUGGCGCUGUUUCACCAGAAGAUGCUGAUACAUGUUCUCGGCGGUCGAGGAAUGAGCUGGAUGAUCUGUUUGAUGAGAUUACUGUAUGGGAAGAAAGUGAUCCUGAUGUGGAUGAUUUUGAUACGUUUAUCAAAAGUCCUCCGAUUAGGAUUACUUGCUCUCCCCUCCUCUGGUGGCUUAAUCAGGAGCGGAUUAAAACGUAUCCACGCCUUUCUCGGAUGGCUAUUGAUGUACUCUCGAUUCCUCCUGAAUCAACAGAUCCAGAAUCAGCAUUCUCUGGCGGAAGACGUACUCUCAGCUGGGAUAGAGAACGCAUGAUGUGUAACAACGUGGAAAAGGUUGAGUGUAUUGGUAACUGGAUACGAUCUGGUCUAAUUACUCUCUCAAUUGAGGGUGGCAAUGGCAUUAUUCUUGACACAGCUAUUGAUGUAGAUGCAGAUAAAGACGUAGACGAUGAGCUGGAUUGA
Metarhizium robertsii ARSEF 23 is the source of this 1215-nucleotide messenger RNA. Its product is annotated as multidrug resistance protein CDR2. The transcript is spliced from 2 exons. Bases 1 to 1215 code for a protein of 404 amino acids. Gene Ontology annotation, molecular function: protein dimerization activity. The record is from RefSeq and is a predicted model, not a curated record. NCBI's taxonomy places the organism in Eukaryota, Fungi, Ascomycota, Sordariomycetes, Hypocreales, Clavicipitaceae.